This is a messenger RNA of Scylla paramamosain (green mud crab), 5529 nucleotides long. Its product is annotated as mitotic apparatus protein p62-like. Bases 2264 to 3040 code for a protein of 258 amino acids. Gene Ontology annotation, molecular function: protein binding. The record is from RefSeq and is a predicted model, not a curated record. The transcript has 10 exons. Lineage: Eukaryota; Metazoa; Arthropoda; Malacostraca; Decapoda; Portunidae.
ACUACCUCAGUGCCUCGAGAGACGUCGGAGAGGUAGGGUGUGUGUACGUGUGUUCCGUCAGUGCCAUUAAUGAAACUAAGUGAAAGAAAGUGGGUAACGAAGAAGGAAUAAGAUAAAUAAUGGAGAAAGUGAAGAUUUAAGAUAAAAAUGGAAAUAGUUCACGUGUAUUUGUGCGUGUUUUGAGUAAUGGUUUGCGAAAAGAGGAAGAGAGGAGGAGGAAGAAGAAGAAGAAGAGGAGGAGGAGGAGGAGGGAGGGAGUGACAGAAGGAAGAACAGGAGGAGGAAGAGGAAAGAAAAGGAAGAAUAAACUUAAUAAGGAAGAAAAAAUAGAAAAAGAAGACAAAGAAAAAACAAGAGAGAGAGAGAGAGAGAGAGAGAGAGAGAGAGAGAGAGAGAGAGAGAUUGACAGGAAACAGAAAAUUGAGAGAGGACAGUGACAACCCUCAUUCUCUCCCUAACACGCUCACUCUCUCUCACUGAACUAGCUCACUUUCAACACCCGCUCACUCUCUCUCAGUGAACUAGCUCACUUUCAACACCCGCUCACUCUCUCUCACUCACGAUGAUUCUCAGUAAAGAUUUGCAGGAGAUUCUGGAAGGUGUGCAUUACUUCCUGGCGGAGGCGCUGACGAGGGAGAGCCUAAGUGGGAGAGCAGAAUGCCUACGCCGUGGAUUGGUGCUGCAGUUAGAGGCGCUGACAGGGGCCUAUCCCACCCUGAGGAUCUGCCCCGCCCCCCAAGGGACUCCCAGGGGCGGGGGCGUGGCCAAAGGGGGCUCCUCGUCUGCCUCCCUGCCCUAUCUCCCCAUGGAUCAGCUCCCCGUCAGGUCUUCAGGCCCCCCUACCACUACCACCACCACCAGCACCACUUACAGCAGCAGCAGCAGUGGCGUGAACAGCAGCAGCAGCAGUAACAGCGGCAGCAGCGGAGACGGCCAGCGGAUAGGGCCCGGCGCCCCCUUUAUCGAGGAGGGGGCGGGGGGCAGUCGGAGGAGGUCUAUGAAGAGUUUGAUGAUUAUAAAGAUGAGGGAGUGGAGAUCAAGCCGGAGAAAGGAGGAGGAGGAGGAGGAGGAGGAGGAGGAGGAGAGGAGGCGGAGGAGAAGGAGGAGGAGGACGGAGUAUACACGGAAACUCACGAGCCAAUCCCGUUUUCUUCGUUAAUUGCCACGUGUGAGAAGCAUGGCGCCCUUGGGAAGAAAACGAAAGGGUUACUGCGCAAUAUUAAGAGCUACCUGUGUGUGGUGGCCGGUGGAAUGCUGUACCUGUAUGUUAAGGACACGGAUGACAGGCAGAAGAAGAGCAUCGACUUGGCAGGGUACACGGCGCGCUCUGCAACGGGAGAAGAAAUUAAAGACACCAAGAAGAAGGAUGCUGCUUUUGAAAUUGUGUGUCCUGGCCGGAAGACGCAUACUUUCAUCGCACGCACAGCAAAAGACAAAAAUGAAUGGCUGGAUGCACUUUCAAGAACAAUACGAGGAGGAAAGCCGCGCCCCUUUUCCUCGCCCUCCCACGCCCCUCUCAGCACCCCCCUGUCGCCCAUGCACAUCUCCCUACCUCUCAAGCCCCCUCUGCUCCCGCCCCGCCCCCCACGGCCUUCACAACCCAGCAGGAGGAAGAGUACUGUCUGUAUAAUGAUGUAGAGGAAGAGGAGCUUUACGAGGAAAUUCAAGGGGAAGAGCAGGGGGGUGGUCUGCCCCUCCCCCCUCCUCCUGCCUCCCUGCUCUCCCCCUCCCCUACUCCUCACGCACCCCCCUACCUCUCCACCGCCACCACCACCACCACCUCCCAGCCAGCCUACGACCCGGUGGAGUCUGAGCCCCUCCCCACACCAGGCACCAUCCCCCCCAGACCCCCUCCUCCAUCCAGGCCGCCGCUGCCGACACACACACAGACAGACACGCAGCAGAAGCCAGGAGAAGAUUCGGAUGACUCUCAAGACAUUUACUGCGAAAUUGAGGAGGAGGAUCUUGAAAAUGCCCGCAAGGCUUACUCUGAGGAGUCGGGGGCAGCGGACAGGACCAGCAGGAUAUCCAACAUCCCCAUGGGUCCCUUCAAGGUCCCGAUGGGUGGCCUGGGGUCCCUCAGUAAGGAGAUAUUCAAGAGUUUAGAUGCCACAACCAUAACAAGACCACAAGCUGAUUCCCAGGGUGGACCACCAGCCGGCCCUCCGAGGCUUCCCCCAAGGGUGUGGUGGCCCCGGAGGCCGAGGAGUCGGAGUACAAGGUGCCGCAGAACUCAGACACAGAGUACCACGUCCCGUCCUCCAUGCCGGUCAGCGCUGAGGCCACCAAGGCACCGGGCAACAAGAUAUCAGGCCCCCUCCCUUUACCAAACAUGCUUGGAGUCUCUCAGGCGCCAACCAUCCUCCCGAUCAAACCAGUGGAGCGACGGAACUCAGUGGCGGAGGACAAGAAGGCCGGGGUGUCCUCCUUCCGCACCGGCGACCAGGACCUGACCCGCGGCCCGAAGGCUGCAAAAGGGACGUCCGUUCGAGACAUGAUCGCCAGACUGAACCAGAGGAAGCAGGAGAAUGAUGACCCGAAAGAGGAGGAUGAGGAGAAAAUCACCACAAGUACCUCCAAUGCCUCCUCCAGUCCCUCCUCCAUUUCCUCCACUCCCUCCAACCCCCCACUAUCCCUCCCCAAGCAGAAUCUCAAGCCAUAUAAGCCUCCACUCCCCUCUCGCCCGCAGAAUAUGCGAGCAGGAGGGAGUGUGUCACCAAAUCCAUCUAAAGAGAAAGGAGUGGAGGAGGAGGAGGAGAAGAAGAAGAAGGAGGAGGAGGAGGAGAAGAAGGAGGAGGAGGAAGAGGAGGAGGAGAUAUAUGAUGUCCUAGAUGAUGAUGAUGAUGCCUCCCCACAGCAGCAAGCUGAGUGGUACGUGGCUAAAUUCGCUUUUGUGGCCACGCUGGACCAGGCACUAAGCUUUGGACGAGGAGAUGAAAUUCUUGUGUAUGAUACUUCAGGAACGUCUGGCUGGUGGCGUGCGACCUUGAGAGGCAGGAACGGUCUUGUACCGCGGGAGUACCUCAAGAAGAAGGAAUGAAAGAGGAGGAGGAAGAUGUAAAGGUGAAAUAAAGAUGAAUAAUUGUGUUUAUUGGUAAAGGAGGAAGAGAAGGAGACGUGAAGGGGUGAAUGAAGGGUGAUAAUAAUGAUAAUAAUAAUAAAAAAGGAAAUUUAGAAGAGAAAGAACAAGAGAAUAAUUGUGUUUAUUGGUAAAGGAGGAAGAGAAGGAGACGUGAAGGGGUGAAUGAAGGGUGAUAAUAAUGAUAAUAAUAAUAAAAAAGGAUAUUUAGAAGAGGAAGAACAAGAGGUAAAGGUGGAAUAAAGAGAAGUAUUUGGUGUUUAAGAGUGAAGGAGGAGGAGAUGAAGGAAGGAUGAUAAGUGGAAGGGAAGGAAUGAGAGAGUGAAGAUGAGGAGGAGGAGGAGGAAGAGCAAUAACUGACGGGGAGAGAAAGAGAACUGAAUGAAAGAGGAGAAAGCAGUGAAAAGUUAAUAAAGAGGAAUAAUAAAGUGAAGGAGGAAGAGAAGGGAGAAAAUUAGUAAAGGAGAUAAAGAGAAAGACUAAGAGAGUUUAGGAAAGAAUGAAGAAGAGGAAUGAAGAAAGAAGAGGAGAAGGAAGAGAACAAGAAACAGAAGAGGAAGAAUUUAAAGAAAAGGAGAGAAAGGAAGGGAAUGAAGAGGAGAAAGAGGAAGAAAAGACAAAAAAGAAGAAUUGGAGGAGGAGGAAGGAGAGAAAAAAAAACAAGGUAAUAUGAAAGAGGAAGAACAAUAAUAACAAUAAAGAAGAGGAGGAGGAGUAGAAGGAAAAGAAGAAGAAUACAAGGAAAUAAAAAGAAGAGAAAACAGAAUAAAGAAGAAGGAAGAGGAGGAAUAAGAAGGACAAGAAGAAAAUGAAGAGGAAGACAAGGAAGAGGAAAGGAACGAGGGAGGAGGAGGAGGAAGAUUAACAGCAACACGAAGGAAGAAGAGGAAAGGGAGAUAGGAGCAAGAAGAAAAAUAAAGGAAGAACAAGAGAGAAAAUUGAAAAUGAAACAAAAAAGGAGAAAAGGAAAAGAUGAUAAUUGUUGUAAGGAGAAAAUAAAUAGAUAAAGAUAAAUUAAUAACAGUUGAUAAAAGAGGAGAAAUAGAUAAUAAGAUAAAUGAUAAUGAAUAUAAUAAUAAUAAUAAUAAUAAAAUCAAACCAAGUGCCAUUAAAUUAUUAUUAUUAUUAUUAUUAUUAUUAUUAUUGUUUUUUUUAAGUAAUCCAAAGAAAUUACAUGUUUUUAAGUAAUUUUAUAAAACUAUAAGUGUAUGUGUGUGUGUGUGUGUGUGUGUUAACGAAAGGUGUUCAUUGCCCAAAGUUAAAAAAAAUACUCUUAAGAAAUUAUUAUUAUUAUUAUUAUUAUUAUUAUUAUUAUUAUUAUUAUUAUUAUUAUUAUUAUUAUUAUUAUUAUUAUUAUUAUUAUUCCUAAGUCAUCAUGUUUUUUCUAAGUCAUUUCUUUCUCCAAGUCAUUAUAUAGAAUCUGACUGACAGAGAGAGAGAGAGAGAGAGAGAGAGAGAGAGAGAGAGAGAGAGAGAGAGAGAGAGAGAGUAAUUUUAAUCUCAAUGCUGUCACCAAAUGUAUUAUAAUGUGUGUGUGUGUGUGUGUGUGUGUGUGUGUGUGUGUGUGUGUGUGUGUGUGUGUGUGUGUGUGUGUGUGUGUGUGUGUGUGUGUGUGUGUGUGUGUGUGUGUGUGUGUUCUGGUCUCGUGCUAGUCUUGAACACCAAAAAAAUAUAUAACGAUUUUUUACCAAGAUGUUGAAUUUCAUUAUUAUUUCACUGAGGAAGUCAAAACAAUGAUGGACAAUGAAUAAGCGAACUACCACUACUGUUAUGAUAGUAAUAAUAGUAACAGUAGUACGGAAAAUUCAUACUAUUUCAAAUGGUGCUUAAUAAUUGAAAUACAUACAUUUUUAGACACUUGAUUCAGUAUUAAUGUAACUUUUUUUUAUUUUAUUUUAUAUAUAUAUAGUCUAAUGAAUGCUUGUUAGGUGCUUCAUUAUAUUUUUUUUUUCUUUACGUAUUUUGCUGUGCGAAAAAUAUAAUAUUGAUUUUUUUUUUGUUUAUUUUUAUUUAUUUUUUUUUUUUGUGUGGUCUUAAGAAAAUAAUGAUCUGUGAAAACGUGCACAUAUAAUAUUUUGUCAUGUUUCUUUUUUUUUUUUUUUUUUUUACCAUAUAAGUUUGAAAUUAAGGAAAUGAAGCAACGAACUUAUAUGGUUGCAAGGAAAUAAAUGGUGAUGGUAACAAUACUCGGAGGAGUGACAAAGGAAAAUGCGCAAACAGUGCCUUUUUUAAUAGUACAAUUUUAUAAAUGUUUCAAAUUAAGGAAAUUACAAUCAACAAGCUUGCGUGGUUGUAGCGAAGAAAACCUUUAGAAAAUAACACAAAAUAUGACAGAACAAAAUGUGCAAGUAGUGUGUUUUUGGAUAUUACGUUUAUUUCUUGAAUUAACUUGAAAAAAAAAAGUCAGAUUCCGUGGUUGUAAUGAAAAAAAAAAAAAAAGAAAAGAAAAA